UGGGAUUCUUGAAUUAUGUUUUUUGCUUUUUUUAAUGCUGUGUGGCAUUUGUGAAUUGGGUUUUCAGUUUGGUACAUUUUCGUCUCCUUUUCAAUUAUUGAAUCAUGUUUUUUGUCUUUUUGGGACUUUAUUUUUCAAACAGUAAUGCAGCUGUGAACUGGGUUUUGAAAUUUAUGCAUUUUUGUUGAGCUUUUUCUUAUACUUGUUUGGUUGAUGAGAAAACAUGGGAAAAAAAAAAUAGAGAGAAAGCGAUGAUCUUUAGGAGCCGUGUUUGUCUUUCUUGGUGUUUUCUCUGCUUUCCAUUAUCUCCCAAGUCCUUUGCAUCUAGUUUAAAAGAUGAACAAUCCAAUGAUUUUCAUGCAUUUUCCCAGCUACCAAAAGGGGCAAACUUGAUUUUGACAUCUCUCAGAAUUUGAGCAUGAUUUAUUAAAGAUGACUUGUUGGUUUAUAAAUGGUUGGAUAUUCUGCAUUAUUUAAUCAAGUACUGUAUAUUGAAAAUGAUUAAUUUGAUUUUCAAAAACAAUUACUGUUUAUAGCUUAGCCAGCUUGAUCUCUCAGUUCAAAUUUCCUGAAAUGAGAUCUUACUUUUAUGCAAAGAGAAUCUAAAGACAUGUAUGUAAUAAUUUAUUUCAUGUGAGAAAAGUUAGGAACAAGAGCCAAAGUAAUGAGUAAAAGCCCUUAAUAGUUUUGAUCUUGAGUUAUGCUUCAAUAAUGGGCUGUUAUCCAUCCAAGCAAGUGAAAACGCCUGGCUAUGAAGAGCCUACUGUUCUUGCAGCCGAAACACCAUUCACAAUAAGUGAAGUAGAAGCUUUGUAUGAGCUUUUUAAAAAGUUGAGCAGCUCUAUAAUUGACGACGGUCUUAUCCAUAAGGAAGAAUUCCAGCUUGCACUUUUCAGAAACAGAAAUAGAAGGAAUCUUUUUGCAGAUAGGAUUUUCGAUUUGUUUGAUGUUAAGCGUAAUGGGGUUAUUGAGUUUGGAGAAUUUGUUCGAUCACUCGGUGUCUUUCACCCAAAUGCAGAUGUUGAAGACAAAAUUGCAUUUGCUUUUAGAUUGUAUGAUCUGAGACACACGGGCUAUAUCGAGCGCGAGGAGUUGAAGGAGAUGGUUUUGGCCCUUUUGCACGAAUCAGAUCUAAUACUUUCCGAUGAUGAAAUCGAACAAAUUGUGGAUAAGACAUUUGGUGAUGCUGAUUCAAAAGGCGAUGGAAGGAUCGACCAAGAAGAGUGGAAAGCAUUUGUGUUGAAACAUCCUACUCUGAUAAAGAACAUGACUUUACCAUAUUUAAAGGAUAUAACUCUAGCUUUUCCUAGCUUUGUGCUGAGCUCUGAAGUAGAAGAUUCAGAAAUAUGAGGCAUAAAGAUAUAAAUAUGAAGAGGAUAUCAACAAUGUAUCAUCCUUCUAUGAUGAAGCAAUUCAAAGAUGAAACAGCUUCAUAACUAAGAUGACAUUACAAGGAAUGGAAAAUUGAGGAAACCUGCAAAAUAAAUCAUUCCUUGAGCUGCAAGUUACGACCGCAAUCUUCGAAAUCUCAUCUAGUUGGUCAGAUUGCAGAACUAACAGAGAGCUAGGGAAAAGUUGUAAAUAAAAUCAUAUAUGUGCAAGUUAUUGUCAUUUGGAACCUCUUUCCUUUUUUAAUGUUUGGCAUAACUAAAGAAAGCAAAAAUAAAAACUCCUCAAUUUGUGUUGUUAUUAGUUAAUAAUAGUAAAUGAUUGUAUGGUAAUUAUAAUAAGGAUAAUUAGGAUUUUUGAUCCUUAAAUUUUGACAUGUAUUAAAUUAUGUUCUUUG
This is a messenger RNA of Cannabis sativa, 1786 nucleotides long. RefSeq names its product calcineurin B-like protein 4. NCBI's taxonomy places the organism in Eukaryota, Viridiplantae, Streptophyta, Magnoliopsida, Rosales, Cannabaceae. The record is from RefSeq and is a predicted model, not a curated record. Bases 712 to 1350 code for a protein of 212 amino acids. Gene Ontology annotation, biological process: calcium-mediated signaling. Gene Ontology annotation, molecular function: calcium ion binding; kinase binding. The transcript is spliced from 9 exons.